Molecule: messenger RNA, 1807 nt
Organism: Cuscuta campestris
Lineage: Eukaryota; Viridiplantae; Streptophyta; Magnoliopsida; Solanales; Convolvulaceae
Source: the annotation of a GenBank genome assembly
GGAGGGAAUUAUCUUGCUGCCCAAGCCAAAACCAAACCCCAAAAAUCCAACGACCGUAAUUACCCCACCAGCUUCCUCCAUUUACAUCUACUUAUAUAUAUACCCUAGCCCGCUCUCUGAACUCUCCGCCAUUGUCCUGGUCGUUCUCAUUUUCUCCUAAACCCUUCCGUCCUCAACAAAGAAAACUCCCAUUUCCAUGGCUACCAUCAAGUCCGUCAAGGCCCGUCAGAUCUUUGACAGCCGUGGCAAUCCCACUGUUGAGGUCGAUUUGCAUGUGUCGAAUGGUCUCUGGGCCAGGGCUGCUGUUCCUAGCGGUGCCUCAACCGGAAUCUAUGAAGCUCUUGAACUGAGGGAUGGAGGAUCAGAGUACCUUGGAAAAGGUGUUUCAAAGGCUGUUAAUAAUGUCAAUUCCAUUAUUGCCCCUGCUCUGAUUGGCAAGGACCCAACUGAUCAGAUUGGUAUUGAUAAUUUCAUGGUUCAGCAAUUAGAUGGCACUCAGAAUGAGUGGGGUUGGUGCAAGCAAAAGCUUGGUGCAAAUGCCAUCCUAGCAGUGUCUCUUGCUGUAUGCAAAGCAGGUGCUGCUGUCAAGAAUAUUCCUCUCUACCAGCACAUUGCAAACCUUGCUGGCAACAAGAAGUUGGUCUUACCAGUCCCAGCUUUCAAUGUCAUCAAUGGUGGAUCCCAUGCUGGAAACAAACUUGCCAUGCAGGAGUUUAUGAUUCUCCCCGUUGGAGCUUCUAGUUUCAAGGAGGCCAUGAAGAUGGGUUGUGAAGUUUACCACCACUUGAAGGCUGUAAUCAAGAAGAAAUAUGGACAGGAUGCCACCAAUGUUGGGGAUGAGGGAGGCUUCGCUCCUAACAUUCAGGAGAACAAGGAAGGUCUUGAAUUGCUAAAGACUGCUAUUGAGAAGGCAGGAUAUACUGGGAAGGUUGUUAUUGGAAUGGAUGUUGCUGCCUCAGAGUUCUAUGGGAAGGACAAAUCAUAUGAUUUGAACUUCAAAGAGGAGAGCAAUGAUGGCUCACAUAAGAUCUCUGGCGACCAGCUCAAGGAUCUUUACAAGUCAUUUGUUUCUGAGUACCCUAUUGUUUCCAUUGAAGAUCCGUUUGACCAAGAUGACUGGGAACACUAUGCAAAGCUCACUGCUGAGAUUGGAGAGCAAGUGCAAGUUGUUGGAGAUGAUCUCCUGGUCACCAACCCUAAGAGGGUUUCCAAGGCAAUUGAUGGUAAAUCAUGCAAUGCUCUUCUUCUCAAGGUUAACCAAAUUGGAUCUGUGACCGAGAGUAUCGAAGCUGUAAGGAUGUCUAAGCGAGCUGGUUGGGGUGUCAUGACAAGCCACCGCAGUGGAGAGACUGAGGAUUCCUUUAUUGCCGAUCUUGCUGUGGGUUUGGCAACGGGUCAAAUCAAGACUGGAGCUCCCUGCAGAUCGGAGCGUCUGUCCAAGUAUAACCAGCUUUUGAGAAUUGAGGAGGAACUGGGUUCAGCAGCUGUUUACGCCGGAGCCAGCUUCCGCAAACCGGUUGAGCCUUACUAAAUGGAUGUUGAAGGGCUGAGGCGCAGCAUUCUGCUGGUGUGCUUGUAAUGCGAGCCCACUUUUAUAUAAGAAUAAAGAAAAUACUUCAUAGAUUACAAGUUUUGUUCUGCUGAGGUUUGAAGCUUGCAACGAUUCCCAUCAGUUGUAUUUCUUCUUUGUUAUUGGGUAGCAGCCUGUCAUUGUUUUUGAACUUCAAACCUGAUUCCAUGUUAUUUUUAAAUUAUAAUGAUUUUGGCAGUUCUAUUUGGUCGAUUUUAAAAAAAGUGUCUUCCGGCU